Linum tenue is the source of this 2412-nucleotide messenger RNA. The record is from the annotation of a GenBank genome assembly. NCBI's taxonomy places the organism in Eukaryota, Viridiplantae, Streptophyta, Magnoliopsida, Malpighiales, Linaceae.
CUGGAAGAACAGGUCAGGGCAGUAAGCUACGAGUCCGACUAACAAUUCGCGCUCUGAGAAUACAGAUUUUGCCCACCCUUUUCAGAGCGGGAGCGUGAGGCUAUCGCCGGCGAUUUCCCCGCCGCCGCAGAAUCAUCGACGCCGUGAAUCAGAAUGAUGAAAAGUGCGGACAAGAAAAGGAAGAAGGAGAGUAAGAAGUGCGAGUUUGAAUUCUGCAAAGUAUGCAAUCUCAAUCACGACCACGGCAACCGCCACAAGUACUUCCCCAACCACACCAAAUCGCUCUCCACUUUCCUCCAUCGGUUCCAGACCAAGCUCUCCGACAUUCGCUUCUUCCUCAGAAACCCUACCAUUCUCCGUCCCGAGCUCGCCUCUCGCAAUCGCUUCUGGUGCGUCGUCUGCGAUGCUGAAGUCGACGAGAUCGGUAGCUCAUUCGCCUGCGCUAAUGCAAUUAAUCACCUUGCAAGUGCGGAUCAUGCCAAAAAAUUGAAGCAUUUUCUAUGGAAAUAUGGUGGUGGGAUGGAUCACGCCGACAACUUUCGGUUCUCAGAAGCUGAUUUAGCCAAGUGGGAGAAGAAGUGCCAUUCACUGAACGACGGAUCUUCAUCAUGUAGUGAUCGAACUAAUGGGCUGCAAAUCGGACCUUCAAAUGAUAUCCAGAAUGAGCUCAGCUAUAAGAGCAUUAAUGACUUUGAAAACAAUAAUUUGGGUCCUCUUACUCCAAAAUUUCUAAAUAAUGUUUUGCCUUUACAAUACAAUACGCAUAAGUAUCAGAUAUCACAGUCAGGACACCCAGCAACAGCCGCUGAUGGUAGAAUUGUUUGUGGUGCUCACAUCACUGCAUCUGGAAAUGCUUGUUCAGCUUCAGACAGGUGGAAUUCAAACAACAUAACAGGUUGGCAAAACAGUCAGCAUUGCAUCCCUCACACAGAUGCGGUUGGCACAAGUAAUUUUGGGAAUGGAGGAGUAAGUGUACUUCUUACUCCAUUUGACCUUUCAUUCAGGUCUUGGAUGCGUUAGACCUUUUGAUGGUUCUUUCAGUUGCAAGAUUUUUAUAUUAUUUCAUUUUCAAGUACAUGUCUCUGAAACUGUUUGAGUAUUUGCAGAGAUUUGUCAUUCUUGUCCAUGAUCCAGUAUCUUUAUCCUUUUGUCAACAUGAUUCUGUAUCUUGUGUUAUAGUUCCAGUUCUACCAUGUUGCCUGCAACUAUAGGAGCAUUCCGCCCAAGUUAGAAUUUGUAGUUGUCGUGUCGGUAUCACUCCUGUUGUGAAUAUACGAUUGAAUCGAAACCUCUUACUACUUGUCAUGUUGUCACAAGCACACUUUAUUGUGAUUCUAUUGAAAUUUUUGUUAAAUCUUUUUUAGGGGUCGUUUGGAUUUGGGCCCGUAUCCCUCCUGAAUUCCUCAAACCAAAUUUCCUAAUCCAAACGGCCCCUUAAUUUAUUUAUAGUUUGAAUUUUUUAAAUAAUAAUUACAAUAUGAUGUGGAUAAACUUAUACUUGUUUGGAAAGCUGUAUCAGGGUAAACACAUGGCCAUUGGAGGGAGCAAUUUACACGGUUUGGCUAGUAUUGCUCAAGUCUCUGUCAUGGCUCCUGGGCUGGCAGAAGGAAAUGUGCACACAGGAGCACCUCCUCCUUGGCUUGAGAUGACAGUGGAACAUCAUCCUGAGGAUACCUCUGUUCCUCUGUCUAGUAAGAAAGGGAAAUCCAAAUUGAAUCCAAAACGGGUGGGUGCAGCUUGGGCAGAAAAGAGAAAAGCCGAACUUGAGAUGGAGAAGAGAGGAGAGAUUGUCAACAGUGAUUGUGGCCCCAACUGGUUACCAAAUUUUGGUAGAGUUUGGCAGUCUGGAAGUCGCAAGGAAUCUCUCAAAGAAUUUGAAAGUGAAAAACCGGAGCUUCCCAAAGUUGAAGUUGAUCCUGAAAUGCCGAUUACACUACGACCUUACGUCAGUAAGCGAAUGCGAGAAGAUACAAAUGAGUGAUGGAAAAUGUAGUUUGCGGUGUAUGAUUGAUGAGGAGUGUAACUGAUAGUUGACGUUAUUCUUUCUGUGGAGGUGAAUUGUGUCCGGUUGUCAAUGGAGAAGACAGUCAUGGGCCCGGAUGGAAUGUGGCAACCAAAUGGAAUGGAGAAGGAAUGUAUAUCGGGCAUGCCAAAGAUUGAAGGUGAAAUGUGGCUGUUAGGAAUUUAACUCAGGAAACAGAAGUUCAAUUUUGUUGUUGUAAGUAGUAAACAGCCUUGCCUUUCCACUUGCUCUCUACUGCAUCUUCCUGUGCAACACUCAACUCUACCUCCUACAGCAAGAUCACAAGGUCACUUCUCUGUGAAACCAGACACCGUUUCGUCUUUGAACACUAGUUUGGAACUGUUAUUUUAAUGAGAAAAUUUGGAUUGUGGCACUAUUCUGUACAUGCA